Messenger RNA from Gastrolobium bilobum, 534 nucleotides. RefSeq lists its product as uncharacterized. The transcript is spliced from 2 exons. The record is from RefSeq and is a predicted model, not a curated record. The coding region runs from base 1 to 534 and encodes 177 amino acids. NCBI's taxonomy places the organism in Eukaryota, Viridiplantae, Streptophyta, Magnoliopsida, Fabales, Fabaceae.
AUGGCUCAUUUGUCUUCGUCUGAGUUGCCGCGCUCUGCAUCCGAUGGUGAUGCAAAGCCUUCCGAUCCUUAUACGCAUGUACUUCCUGGACCAUAUAGGUGGGAGGUACUUCGUAAGAGGACACAGGGCACCCACGUUUCACAGCUUGUGUGGAACGAGGAUAAGGUUAGGGGGUUAAAGACUCGACGCGAGAAAUUACAGGGUGGACCCUGUUAUGAUGAUAUUUCAGACGUCGUGGCUGACUAUCUGACACAUGCUGAUUUCAUACACGUGGCACGUAUGAGUCAUAUUCAGGACGUGGCUGAUAUACUUGGAUUGCCUACUGACGGGCAGGCAGUUACCAAACAAACUGCGUUGGAUUGGACCGUAGUGUGUCAGCAGGUUUUUGGGAUUGCCCCAGUUGUGGGCAGAGACAUAUUUGGUGGCGAUCUACGUAUUUCAUACAUGGAUAGAUUAUAUGCUGACUGGGGCCUAGUUGUGCAUGAUCUUGAGGAGGUGAGGCGUUACUCCCGGGCACACAUUUUGCGCUAUUAG